AAGGGCUUCCUUCGUUGCCUGCAGAGACUAAACAGAGGAAGGAACCGGGACCGGGCUCACUCCAAGACUAUCACCUCUAGGGUUUAGCGGCCGUGCCAAAAAACAGAACGCAAACUCGCGGGCUUUUCAGUUUUAUUUUGAAAAUCCUUUUCCUCUCGCUCGUUGUUCAUUUCUGAAGCCCCGAUCUACUCUGCAACUUCGCUGAAGAUGUCAGUCUCAGAGACUGGUUCCAUUGCUGCACACGUUGCUUCACUAACGAAGAGCUUCGGUGUAGUUCCCCCAACAGCAGUCCCUGCCGUCAUCGACUGCAUUUUAGCUUCAACAGGGCUGUCUUCUUCCUCACUCUUCUCUUCGCUUCUUGAUGCCAUCUCGAAUCUCAUUAAGGAUAAUGCCAAGGAGGAGCGUGAUAAGCCGGAUGGUAUUCACUCAGGUCAUAUUGCAUCCUUCACGACCGCUCUCUGUUACCUUUUACGGAAGUCUACCGGGACUAAUCCUGAUCUGUUGCAGUCAUUUAUUUGGAGAGCUUUUCUUCCACUAAUGAAAAUUAAUGCAGAUGAUUAUGGUUCACUUAACCAGAUUGUGGAGCUGUUCUUUGAUGUUGUGAUGGAAACUAACAGCUGGGGGCUCAUAGAAGUGAGCUUGGUGCCUUUUUCACUAAGGUCUGUUGGCCUUUUCAUGGGCAUGUCUCAGAAUGAGGAAUCAGCCAUAUACCAGUGGAACACAGACUCAAUCUUUAAAGGGCCAAACGAGCUAAUGAAUUUGGAUUCAGAGAAAGAGUUCAUGCUGUCUUUGCCAUUGCCUAUCUCAUGCCAUAUUUUGACUUCACUACUCUAUGCCGCCCUAAGAAGUUGCCAGUCAGAGCGAAGCACAUCAGAUCCAAUGGCAGGAAGUGUGUAUUAUUUUGCGGAAAAAUUUGCUGGAAAUUUGCUUUGGGAUCUCUGUGAUAUGACAACUCAAGUGCUUUCACAAUGUUCAGAACGCCGUUCUUGUCUGAUUCGCCUACUCCUUCCAUUCAUUUUUAAGGCAUUUGUUUCUCAUAGUUCUUUUGUUAUCUCAGUCAAUGGGCACAUACAUAUACUGUCCAGGGAGUAUUUCUUUAGAAAAAUUUGGAAGUGCUGUAUAAUACUGUUUUCUCUUGGACCUCUAGAGAGAAAGGAUGCAUAUGAUGUGCUAUCUCUGUAUUUCUCUUUCCAUACUGAAACGUGUGAAGUUGUUUCCCAUAACGGGGCUGAAGAAUUUGACGUGAGAUCUGAGCAGGAAUUUUGGGAUGAAAUAAAAGGAGGAUUGGUUGAUAAGGAGGGCUUGGUGAGGAAACAGUCAUUACAUAUACUGAAAAUAUCAUUAGGAAGAAUUGGUGGACGGCAUUGUAACUCUGGUGUUUCUGAGACAAAUUUGGGCGAGAAAUAUCCAACCUCCCAUAGUAUAACAAAAAGGGGGAAGUGGGCUGAAAAGGAAGCCAAGUCGUUGGGUGUAGGAAAAAUUUGCAGUCCUGCUGAUCCCUUUUUAACUGGUCAGCAGAGAUGGGAAGCAUUCCUACUUCUAUAUGAAAUGCUUGAGGAGUAUGGAACACACUUAGUCGAAGCAGCUUGGACACAUCAGGUAACAUUGCUGCUUCAUCUUCCUUCUCCGCAUGAUUCUUCUUCAAAUUCCAUUGGUGGAGGCGCUGAUCAAAUUCAAAUGGAGACUUUAGAAGGAAUCUUUAGCUGGCUAGCAAUUUUAUGGGAACGGGGCUUUUUUCAUGAAAAUCCUCAAGUUAGGUGCUUGAUCAUGCAGUCAUUUUUGGAUAUCGAUUGGAAGAAUCAUUAUGAUUGGGCUAAGCAAGUGCCGAAAAGUUUUGUACUUGGGCCAUUAAUGGAAGGGUUGAAUGACACAGUGCACCACAGAGAUUUUGGUGUCAAAGGAGUAUACUCUUCAAAAACAAUUGAAGGUGCAUCCAAUUUUUUUGGCCAGUUCUCCUCUUAUUUCUCUGGGAGGGAACGGGUUACAUUCCUCUGCAAUUUAGCAUCUGUUGCUAAACAAGAAUCCUUUGGCCGAGCUGGAUUGAUGGCUCUUGCUGUCUGCAUUGCUUCAGCUGCUGUGGCAGCUGAAACACCUUGGGAAAGUGAAGCACAAUGGUAUGAAGGUGGUUCUUGGGAUGUGGCUCAACCAGAAUCCUCUCAAGAAAGUCUUUUCUACAAUAACAAGGCAGAACUAUUGGAUAUUCUGAGACUCAUUAUUGAAGACAGCAAACAGCAUUUUAAUCCUCAUUAUCGUCUUCGAGUUUCUACGGAAGUCUUCAAGGCUGCUUCUUCUGUGAUAUGCCCCACUGAUGUGCCCCUUGAGAUACUUCUACACUUCUUUUCAAUGCUGCCGCGAGAAUUUGCUGAUUAUGGUGGUUCCUUGAGAGGAAAAGUGCAAGAAUGGUUUUCUGGGUUAAAUAGAAAGUGCUCAAGUUCCAAUUCCUUAACUCCUAAAAUGCAGGUUUUGGACAGUCUUUAUGAUUUCCCUGAAAGGUUCAUAAAGCAUCAAUAUUGCCUUGAUUCCUUUGUUAUUUACGAUGAUGAAGAUUUGGAUGCAUGGGUCCUAGAGGUGCAAAGAUGGAUAAGGCUUCUUUUUCUUUUAGUCACGGAGGAACACCAUUUGGAACCUAUAUUCAGGUUUAUUCAGAGUUGUGCUGUUAAUAUCUCUGGGAAAAAUCUAGAAUGGGUUCCUGUGAAGUUUCUCAUCCUCUCUUUAGGCUUAGUCGAAGAACUUCAAAUCAUACAGAAGAAGUCCACUGAUUUUGUGGGGAAAGUUAGAAGUAGCAUGGAAGCAGGAACUCUUGACAAGUCAGAUCAAUCGAGUUCGGCAGGAGAUUAUGUUGGGUUUGAGAAAUUUGCAAGGCCUUUCUUUUCUAUACUGGGGGAGCUAGUCUCAUUUGCCAAAUCAGCUUGUUCCACAUUCUGGUCCAUCCCUGUGUUUGAGGAUGUGCAGUUACCUUCUUCUGUUAGAGGAAAGCUAGGCGGCCCUAGUCAACGACGGUUGGCUUCUUGUACCACUGCUUCUGUGUUGCAGGCUAUAUUAUCCAUGAAGACUGUUGCAACUAUCUCAUUAUGGUCUGCACACUUCAAAAAUGAUGUUCAGCUUGAUUCUGCUUUUAAUUUCUUGUGGAAUUUCGUUGAGAAGGUCAUCUCUUCUCCAACAUAUGACUCAGAGGCUGGAGGGGAAAUUCGUCUAGCAGCAUAUGAAGCAUUAGCUCCUGUAUUUAGAGCACUGGGUUCUGAUCUCUCUCCAUUGGUUUUGAAUAUGAUCAUGGAAAAUGAUGGGUCAUUGGGACGAAAAGUAACAGGCAAACCUCUGCUGGACUCUUUGGUUCUUAGUUUUCUUCAGAAUAUCAAUGAUCUCCUUGCUGGUGGAGUUUUGGCACGGAGUAGGCGAGCAAUUUUGAUGAACUUGAAGUGGCUGUGUCUAGAUUCUCUGUUGUCUAUUCCAUACCAUGCCAUUGAGCAUAAGUUUCACCUACACAGUGAAGUAACUUUUUUCUCAGAUUUAGCACUGAGAUUCAUUUUCGCUGAUAUUGUUGACAGCCUUGAGAAUGCUGGAGAAAGCGAUGUCCUGCCCAUGUUGCGAUCUGUCAGAUCAGUUUUGGGGAUUUUCGCUUCGUCUAGGAUGUGUUCUUUUGUUUCCUCAAGUAAUGGUGUGGACACUCAGCAGAGGAUGUGGCAGUUGGUACAGUCUUCAUGGAUAUUACAUGUUAGCUGCAACAAGCGUAGAGUUGCACCUAUCGCUGCACUUCUGUCUUCUGUCUUGCAUACUUCCUUGUUCAGUGAUGAGAACAUGCAUGAAACAGCUGACCAGGUUCAAGGUCCUUUGAAGUGGUUUAUUGAAAAAAUCCUUGAUGAAGGUACCAAGAGUCCUCGUACUAUUCGUCUUGCGGCAUUACACCUGACUGGGUUGUGGCUUCUUAAUCCAAGAACAAUAAAGUAUUAUGUGAAAGAGCUGAAGUUGCUAUCACUAUAUGGAUCAGUGGCUUUUGAUGAGGAUUUUGAAGCUGAGUUAGUUGAAAGUCAUGAUGCAAGGACAGAGGUUUCAUUAUUGGCUACAAAUCCAGAUUCUGAGCUCACUGAAGUUUUUAUCAACACAGAGUUGUAUGCACGUGUAUCUGUCGCUACUCUGUUUUACAAACUUGCAGACAUGGCUGCCAUGUUGGGAUCCUUGAAAGGAAAUGAUGAAUGCUUCGCGGCCCUUCAAUCUGGAAAACUGUUUCUUUUGGAACUUCUUGAUUCUGCGGUCAAUGAUAAAGAUCUUUCAAAAGAGUUGUAUAAAAAAUAUAGUGGGGUUCAUAGGCGCAAAGUCCGUGCUUGGCAAAUGAUUUGUGUAUUAUCACGAUUUGUUGACGAGGAUAUAGUUCAUCAGGUUACUUCAGGCUUGCACAUAGGCCUAUAUAGAAAUAAUUUACCAGCUGUUCGGCAGUACUUGGAAACAUUUGCGAUUCAAAUUUACUUGAAAUUUCCAUCAUUGGUUGGGGAACAAUUAAUUCCUGUUUUCCAUGACUAUAAUAUGAGGCCCCAGGCACUCUCUUCCUAUGUUUUCAUAGCUGCUAAUGUUAUCCUCCAUGCAAGUGAGGUGCAUAUCCAGUUGAGACAUUUGGACGAGUUGCUUCCACCUAUAAUCCCAUUACUAACCUCUCAUCACCAUAGUUUACGUGGUUUUACUCAGUUACUAGUGCACCAAGUUCUUUGCAAAUUGGUACCUACCUUGGAUUCAAAUGUUUCUGAAGUUGUGCCUCUAGAGAAAAAAUGCUUUCAGGACUUGAAAUCAUAUUUGGUGAAAAAUCCUGACUGCAUGAGGUUAAGAUCAUCAAUGGAAGGGCUUCUUGAAGUUUUCAAUCCAAAGACCUCUUCUACACCUGCUGGAAUUUUCACUGCUCGGGCUGAGGAAUCUGAGUUUGAAUGUGUACCGCCAACCCUCAUGGAGCAAGUGAUUGGUUUCUUAAAUGAUGUUAGAGAAGACCUUAGAUGCUCUAUGGCAAAGGAUGUCGUUUCAAUAAAAAAUGAGGGUUUAACAAAUGGAGGUAAUUGUAAUAGCAUGAUAUUAUCACGUGAUGCUGAUGAAGAAAUACUACAUGCCCAAGUUUCAAGAGAUUUGGCCUUGGAUUUCCAAAAGAAAGUUACUCUCUCUAAACAUGAGAAGCAGGAUACCGAGGGUACUUACUUCUUGGGCAACACUGAAUUCUACAAGCCACUUGUAGAAAUGGAGAAAGAAGACCAGCUUCUCGAUCAAGUUUUGCAGUCAAGGAGCAUAGCUAUUGAAAGGAUAAGAAAAAGUCGACAACAGUUUAUCCUUGUGGCAUCACUAAUUGAUCGCAUACCAAACCUUGCUGGGUUAGCGAGGACUUGUGAGGUAUUUAAAGCAGCGGGAUUAGUUAUCUCUGAUGCAAGUAUUGUACAUGAUAAACAAUUUCAACUCAUCAGUGUGACAGCUGAGAAGUGGGUCCCCAUCAUAGAGGUACCUGUAAGCAGCAUGAAAAUUUUCUUAGAAAAAAAGAAGCGAGAGGGUUUUUCAAUCCUGGGUCUGGAGCAAACUGCAAAUAGUAUCGCUCUUGACCAGUACAAGUUUCCCCAGAAGAUGGUUCUUGUUCUGGGGCGUGAAAAGGAAGGCAUUCCCGUAGAUAUAAUCCAUGUUCUAGAUGCUUGUAUUGAGAUUCCUCAGUUGGGAGUUGUUAGAUCACUGAAUGUUCAUGUCAGCGGUGCCAUUGCUCUAUGGGAGUAUACUCGUCAGCAUAGAUCUUGACAAUCCUGAUCUUCAUGCUGAGAUUCAACUUUGGAGCGUGAUUAAGCUGUACAUAAAAUUUUUGGCUGUAAUUUUUCAUUUAUAACAAAAUCUGAAGGUGGGCUUGUAACAAAACUAACAAUUUUCCAUGAUUGACGAGAAUUGAUUAAUUGUAUGUAAUUCAUUUGAGCACAAAUCAUUUAGUUCUGAACCUUUUGAAUCAGGUCUCUAGUUCCCCUUUAUUUUCUCA
Molecule: messenger RNA, 5980 nt
Organism: Macadamia integrifolia
Lineage: Eukaryota; Viridiplantae; Streptophyta; Magnoliopsida; Proteales; Proteaceae
Exons: 35
Coding region: 208-5751 (1847 amino acids)
Biological process (GO): tRNA methylation
Molecular function (GO): RNA binding; tRNA (guanine) methyltransferase activity
Source: RefSeq, a predicted model, not a curated record